Messenger RNA from Bombyx mandarina (wild silkworm), 3933 nucleotides. RefSeq names its product UV-resistance associated gene (gene Uvrag). Gene Ontology annotation, molecular function: SNARE binding. Gene Ontology annotation, biological process: SNARE complex assembly. Gene Ontology annotation, cellular component: lytic vacuole; endosome. The record is from RefSeq and is a predicted model, not a curated record. NCBI's taxonomy places the organism in Eukaryota, Metazoa, Arthropoda, Insecta, Lepidoptera, Bombycidae.
UGCAUUUUUUGUUUAUUUCUGUAAAAGGGAAAUGAAUUUUAAUUAUAAAUACUACUUGUAAAUAAAUAAUCUGUUAUAAUACAUAAAAUGCGUGAAGCUUAUAAUUUUGUGUUGUUAGCAAGUUACAGUGUACUUUUUGCUUUUGUGUAAACUAUUAUUUUUGUUAAUUUUAUUGUUGAACAAUGUUCGGAAGACCGAGAUGUAGGGAGUGGACUCCACUUUCUACACAACAGCUACGCUUAAGAAGCCUAAUUCAGAUCGUCGGCUACAAUAUACGACCACCUGAAUCUUACCCGGUCCAGUGCAGUUUCUACUUAACCCUGCAUCACACCACCAUGUCUGCCCCGUUUUACACCAGCGAGAGGAUAUGCUCGCCGCAUCCGAAAUGGAAAGAGAUCGACUCUGAAAUAACUCAUAAUAUGUCAUCAACGAACGUUGUUAUAAGGAUAUGGUGUCACACAUUACACCCCACCGAGCAGUGUAAUAACACACAAGAUACGGUUAUACAGACUUGGGGGGUUUAUUUUAGCGGUCUCCGAUAUAUAGGGGCGAAUUUAGCCUCGAAUUUCACGUCCGAUUGCUUCAAAUGCAACACGCUUGUGUUUCAAAUGCACGGUGGUCAUUUUUGCUCGUACAAAAGUCUCAAGUUAGACGUUAUCCCCCCGGAGAACGAAUUGGAUCAGGGGUCGCUGUCAUCGGAUUCGUCGGGGCGAACGAAUCUAUCGAGAACUACUUUAGAAUCGAGAUUGGUUUCGGAUUCGAAAUUACUUCAUGCGAGAUCUAUAUCGCCCGGUAAACGCGGCAGGAAACCGGAUAAAGAGUACUCGAAAAGCCACAGUCCAAUAGAAAAGACGUUUCAUCAGAACUUUCCAACAAUCCGACCGUCGGCUAGUUUGAUUAUUACCCAAAAUAGAUUAAGGGAUAAUAAUGUUGAAAUAGGUAAACGUAAAGAGAAUCCGAGUAAUAUUUAUGAGUAUUCACCUGAUUACAUGGACGUUAAAGAAUUCACAGAGGACCGAUACAACAGUUACUCCAAGGAAACGUCCCACGAAGACUUGUCGCAGAGUAAAAUCGAUUGCAGCGAAACCGCCGAGAAUUACGACCUGCGAAACGAAUUGGACGGUAUCCCGAAAAUCCGAUAUAUGACCAUGAAUUUCUUGAAAUCGGAGAUCAGGCCGAGCUACAACGCGGCGAAGCUGCAGAAGCUGCAUCUGUUGCAGUAUUCGAUAAAGAAGAAGCAAGAGGCGGUCGAAGAGAUCAAGGAGAGGAUCUACAAGAAGUCCGCCCUGACCGACGGCCGGUCCCCGUCUGACGAGAAAGAGUUCUUGUUGCGCGGCAAGAGUAGAUCGCAAAGAAAUCUGUUUAGUCCGGAUGAUAAUAGUUUGAAUAGAGAAAAGUCGGCGUCACAAAGCGAUUUGAAUGUUAAAAAUGGUAGGAUCAAAGAAGAAAGGCCGCUGUCAAACGGACCUAGACUUACUUUGAAACUGAACGAUCUCCUAUCUUAUAAGACAAAGCCAUCUCCAUUUCAAAGGGCGGAACACGUGAGACUGAUGAAACAAAUAGAGAUAUUAAGAUUUAAACGUAUAAUACUAUCAGACGAAAGAGACAGCAAGCUAGCGAACAUAAGGAGACUGAAAGAGAGGCACGCUAAAUUGUCCGAGGCGAAUCAGGAUGUUGGUUCGGAAUUAAUGGAGAACUAUCACACGUUAUCGCGACGCACGGAUUCGCUCAAGGAGACGAGACAGAACUGCGGGGCUCUGCGGGAGCUGGCCGGUCGCUCGCACUCGGCCUUGAGGAACAGGCGAUGCGAGCUGUUGCUGAUGCUGCACCACAUAUUCUACGUCGAAGAGAGAAGCCCAUCGAAAUGGUCAAUAGUAAACGUUCCGUUGCCCAUAUGCGGGGACGAGAGCACCCGAGCGACCCCCGUGAGCGACUCCGUGGCGGCGGGGUUCGUAGCGCAGGCCACGUGUCUGGCGGCCUCCCUGCUCAACCAGCCCCUGCGCUACAAGAUAACCCUCCUCGGAUCCGCCAGCAAGAUACUGGACGAAACACCCGAUCUCCCGGAUCCGAACAUCCCGCUGUUUGCUCGUGGCGGCGACACCACGCUGUUCCGGUACGCGCUCUUCCUGCUAAACAAGUGCAUAGCCCAGCUGAUGUGGGGCCGAGGGCUGCCCGUCACGGACAUAGGACCGACCCUAGCGAACCUGCAGAGGCUCUUGAUAACGCCCUGUAAUAUGUCUGAAUCGUCCAAGCUGUUUGGUAGUAACCGUUGGCUGUCGGACGGUGACUGUCCGCGCGCCCAAUCCUUACGCAGUAUGGUCGCGUCCGACCGAGGGAAGUACAGGCCGUUUAAUAGGUUCAAGGAUUCGUUGGAUGGUCACUCGCCACAUUCCGCCACGACCCUCCGGAGACAUCGCCACUCGAAGAGCGUCGGUAGCUAUCGCGACGACCAAGAAACACCGACGUUCGAUCAAUCCACUACAUCGAUAAUGGGAAGCGAAUCGAACAUUUACAACAUGAAGCUGUCCCAGGGCAACUCUGAGGCGGCGUCGACUCUCAAAACUCAUAGCUCCGAUUCCGCCAUUCCGACGCUGACGGACAACGCUGUCAACGUCAGUGCCGACGGAGCUGUCAAUGUCACCGCGGACGGAGCUGUCAAUGUCAGUUUCAUUAUAGGCGACGGCGAGAAGCUGGUCAGGCUCACGAGUAACAACGGUGACGUGGAACUGAGUGAUAAUGUGAAGAAAAUAUGCAACGAAAUUAAUGAUUUUUGCUCGUCAAACGCCAUUGACAUAGCAGAGUACAUGGAGAGGCGCGCCAGUGACAUAGAGGACCUGGAUUGUAGUGAUUGCGUUAGGAAUGAAAACGGCGAAUGUGAUAUAGUCUGUGCGAACAAUGUUAGGGACGUGAUCGUCAUUCCCAGCGCUGAGGCCAUCUUGGACACGGGGCAGAACUGUCAAAGUGACAGGCACAACGAUUGACAGAUUGACAGCCCGCGUCAAAUAGUUUGAAUGUAUACGAUUGGACAGUUUUUUUUUGUUGUUUAGCCAAAUGUGUUGAUGUUGAUGAAUGCAAAAUAAAAAAAAGGUUUGAAUUGUUUUUUUUUUUAUAAUUUAAGUCGAAUAAUAUCGGCUUUGUAACUAAAUUUAUGUUUGUGCGGGUUGUUAAGGUUACUUAACUGACUCAAACAGCGUCGCUUAUUACGAAGAUAAUUUGAAGAGGUUAUGUUAAAAAUAUACAGCGUGUUUAUUUUAUUACUAUUUAUAUAGUAGUUUUCAACUUAUUGUUAAAAUUAAAUUGUUUUAAAUUUAAUAUAAAUUGACCAACUCUUAAGGAUGAUUUUCACUAAUUAUCCCUUUUCGUGUCAGAUAAUACAUAUCCUAAGAAAGUAUUUGAACAUUACUCGACUUCAGAAGUAAAUAAUAUAGAUUAAUAGCUGAUUUUUCAUAAGAAUAAUAUAAUAAAAUACGACCGAAUUAAAAUUACCGAAGUAUAAAUAAAUCAAUUCGAAUGCGCAUCAUUUUCAUAUUUAGUCGGAUUAUAAAAGCCAUAACCGAUUUAAUAGACCCAUAAUAAAGGUAAUAUUAAUAUAUAUGAUCGGUCCAUGUAAAUUGAUCGUAUUAUCGCAGUUUGUACGUAAACAUAUAAUAGUAUAUCAAGAGCCUUUUUUUUGUCAGGAGGAAAUCACCGGACUUCCGCCCUCCACUGGGGAUGGAGGGCGGGGUAUGACGGAGUUGAACCGACUAAAAUCUCCUGUCGCUCAACAACCAGCAUCCAAACCUCGCAUGAGACAGAACUCUGUCAGACUCUGUCUGAAGAGUUCUGUCAUUCAGAAGUCUGAGUUCUGUCAGAAUCAAGAAAUUCUGUAACGAAAAUAAAACCUAACACCCCCACUCCGCCUACCAUGUAGCUCGCGUUCAACACAUUCACACG